Messenger RNA from Daucus carota subsp. sativus, 687 nucleotides. RefSeq lists its product as uncharacterized. The transcript has a single exon. Bases 1 to 687 code for a protein of 228 amino acids. NCBI's taxonomy places the organism in Eukaryota, Viridiplantae, Streptophyta, Magnoliopsida, Apiales, Apiaceae. The record is from RefSeq and is a predicted model, not a curated record.
AUGGGAAAGAAUGAAGCAGGAGUAAAGAUUCCAGUUCUUGACAAAGACAACUACUUUCACUGGAAAGUGAUAAUGCACCUGGAUCUACUCUCUAUUGAUAAGAGUUAUGUCAACUGUAUUGAAAGAGGUCCUCAUGUUCCAAUGAAGGUAUGUACUGGAAUUGGAGCAGAUGGUGAAGCCACUGUAGGAAAGAUGAUUCCCAAGCCUGUGAAUGAAUAUUCACAAGAAGACACAGAGGAGGUCCACAAAGAUAAAAAGACCAUGAACAUCCUGUUUAAUGGUCUUGAUCAAGAUAUGUUUGAUAGUGUCAUAUGUUGUUCUACUUCAAAAGAGGCAUGGGACACUAUCAGAACCAUCUGUGAAGAAAAUGAGGAAGUUAGAGAAAACAAAAUGCAGUUGUUAAUUCAACAAUAUGAAUCCUUCCAUUUCAAGGCUGGUGAAUCUCUAAGUGAAACUUUUAACAGGUUUCAAAAGCUGCUAAAUGGUUUGAAGAUCUAUGGGAGAGUCUAUCAAGUUAAAGACUCAAAUUUAAAGUUUUUAAGAGCUCUUCCCAAGGAAUGGAAGCCCAUGACAGUCUCUCUAAGAAACACUCAAGAAUUCAAAGACUAUACUCUUGAGAGACUGUAUGGAACUCUGAAAACCUAUGAGCUUGAGAUGCAACAAGAUGAGGAGAUUGAAAAGACAUAA